UCCAGCGAGAGAAAGGGGGGCGAUAUCGCCAAGUCUUCGAUCGCUCAUCGAUGCGCCGGGAAGAAGGAUGAUUCUCAGCAGCCGCAGUUUCCUCUCGGCCCUGAUUUGGUCCCUGGCGGCAUGGAUUCUCGUCAUGCAGCUCUACAUGGCGUUCUUCCCGCCCCAGCUCGUGCUCUUCGACGAUCCUCGCUCGCACAGGCGCGGCGGCGGGAGCUUCGUCAGGACGGAGGAGCGGAUGAUGCGAUCGCUGGGCGGCGGCGAGGGGAGGUACGAGAAUCUCACAAUGCUGGAGAAGGAAGAAAUUUUCAAGGCUUCUUCCGCGAGGAAUGUGUCGGAUUUUCCAGACAUUGGCCUCGUUCUAGAUCCUGUCAAUGCUCCAGCGCAGGAUAGGAAUUUUUUUUUCCCAGGAAGGCACUGGCUCGACUCCAGCGGGAAUUCCAUUCAAGCACAUGGUGGAGGAAUUCUUUAUGUUCCAAGCACUGGAAUUUUUUAUUGGUAUGGUGAGAACAAGGAUGGUCCUACAUACUACGCUCCCACGGAAUACGAGUCUCUAGCCAGAGUUGAUCUCAUUGGAGUGAGUUGCUACUCCUCCAAAGAUCUCUGGCUCUGGAAGUACGAGGGACUCGUUCUCGAAGGUGACAAGGAAGACGAGAGCAGUGACUUAUACUACAAGAACGUUUUGGAGAGGCCGAAAGUUAUCUACAACGAACGAAGCCAGCAGUACGUGAUGUGGCUACACAUUGACAGUGCAAACUACACCAAAGCUUCGCUGGGUGUCGCUGUAAGUUCUCGACCGGAGGGGCCGUUUGAGUUCUUGGGAAGCAAGCAGCCUCACGCUUUCGAGAGCAGGGACAUGACAGUGUUUAAGGACGAAGAUGGCACGGCUUACGUCGUUUACUCCUCGGAAGGAAACAGUGCUCUACACAUCACUCCGCUUCAAGACGACUAUCUCGAGUUCCGGAACGUCAUGUCGAGGGUGUUUGUGGAUCAACACAGGGAAGCUCCAGCAGUUUUCAAGCAUCGCGGGAUUUACUACAUGGUCACCUCCGAUUGUACAGGAUGGGCUCCAAACACAGCUUUGGUUCAUGUAGCGGAAAACAUGCUGGGACCUUGGGAGACUGCCGGGAAUCCAUGCGUGGGUGGAACGUCGUGGUUUAGAUCGACGACUUUCUUCUCGCAGGGAAGUUUUGUUCUUCCGUUGCCUGGGCUUCCCAACACUUUCCUCUUCAUGGCGGAUAGGUGGAACUCUACAGAGUUGCGGCACUCGAGAUAUGUUUGGUUGCCACUUACGGUGGAUGGACCGGUUGACGAGCCAGUGGAAGGCUUGUUUGAGUUCCCGUUUUGGUGGAGGGUCUCCAUACGAUGGUACUCGAGAUGGAAGCUGCCGGUGGAUUGGGAGAGGAACAAACAGUGACAGGGUCUCCAUGUAGGGUUUAUAUAUGGAGGAAAGGCAAGCGCAGGUGGAGAAAAAUGCGAACGAAUGAGGUGGGUCUUU
Molecule: messenger RNA, 1495 nt
Organism: Selaginella moellendorffii
Lineage: Eukaryota; Viridiplantae; Streptophyta; Lycopodiopsida; Selaginellales; Selaginellaceae
Exons: 2
Coding region: 68-1414 (448 amino acids)
Biological process (GO): carbohydrate metabolic process
Molecular function (GO): hydrolase activity, hydrolyzing O-glycosyl compounds
Source: RefSeq, a predicted model, not a curated record